AUGGACGCGGGGCUGCUGAGUAUCAUCCUGGGCAUUGUCCUAGUGCGGGUGGAGACGGCCACGCAGGACCUCAAUCUACACAAGAUUGUAGGAUUUUGGCGAGAAGUUGGUGUGGCCUCCAGCCAAAACCUGGCGCUAAAGACCCCAAAGAGGCUGGAGGCCUUGUUCCUGACCUUGAGUGGAGAUGAGCUGACGGUGAAGGCUGCAUACGACAGCUCAGGAAGUUGUGAGACAGAAAACAUAGUGGGCUCAGAAACCGAUGUUUCGGGGAGAUUUGUUUUUCCUGGCCACAGGGAAAUCCACGUGAUAGACACGGACUACGAGCAGUACGCCAUUCUGAGGGUGUCCCUGCACUGGCAGGGCCGGGAUUUCCACGUGCUCAAAUACUUUACUCGGAGCCUCGAGGACGAGUACGGACCAGGCUUCUGGAGGUUCCGGGAGUUGACAGCUGAUGUAGGGCUGUACCUGGUGGCCCGGCACGGGAGGUGUGCCAAGCUCCUGAAGGAGGUGAGCCUCGCCCCCUGCUGCGCCGAGCCCCCAGGCUGA
This is a messenger RNA of Prionailurus viverrinus (fishing cat), 546 nucleotides long. RefSeq names its product epididymal-specific lipocalin-8-like. Gene Ontology annotation, molecular function: small molecule binding. Lineage: Eukaryota; Metazoa; Chordata; Mammalia; Carnivora; Felidae. The record is from RefSeq and is a predicted model, not a curated record. The transcript is spliced from 6 exons. Bases 1 to 546 code for a protein of 181 amino acids.